Messenger RNA from Aphidius gifuensis, 923 nucleotides. RefSeq lists its product as uncharacterized. The transcript is spliced from 4 exons. The record is from RefSeq and is a predicted model, not a curated record. NCBI's taxonomy places the organism in Eukaryota, Metazoa, Arthropoda, Insecta, Hymenoptera, Braconidae. Bases 137 to 583 code for a protein of 148 amino acids.
GAAUCUCAUCCUCCAUUACUAUUCAAUGUUCAUGGAAUAAAUGUCUCAUAUUUGUGUGAGCUUAUUGUGUAGAAGUGUGUAGAAAAGUAAAAACGAAGCUUUAAUAUCGUGGUAAUUUACAAAUAAAAAAUAUAAAAUGGCAAGUUCUGGAAAUUCAUCAAGUGCCGGUUCAGCAUUAACCAAGUUUGGCCUUCGUCCAGUUACAAAAUGUAACCUGGUUAAAUUUUAUAUUCCUGCUUUUGGUGCUGCAUCAUACACUGGUUUAGCAAUUAAUAUCAUGAAUCCAAGUAUCAAAACUGACAUAACAAAUGUUUUAUUGGGAGGUACAUUGAUUGGAACUGGUACAUAUAUUUACACCAGAGAUCACAUGAAAACUGCAUCACAAACAUCAAGAGUUAUUUACAGUGCAAGUGGUGCUGUACUUUUUACCUUUGGAUCUGUUCUUAGUUGGGCUGUUUUACAAUCAGCAACUUCUGGAAAUUCAUCAUUGUCAACAAUUCUUGGUGUUGGUAUUGGUCUUGCUGCUUUAAAAACUGGUCACAGUUAUUUGGGUUUUGUCGACAGUCAAGUUGCAAAAAAGUAAUUAUUUAAAUGUCUGAAUUAACUUGAUAGAUUUUCGUAAAAUAAAAAAAACAAAACAACAUAUACUUAUUAAUUUUUUUUUUUUUUUUUUCUAAGUAAUUCAGGUACAUUCUUAGCUAGAUUUUUUAGGCGUGUUCUAAAUAAAAUCCUAUGCUUUUUCCGUUGAAGAUUUUGUCAUAUCAACCCCAAAAAACUAUUUAUUUUUUCCAUUAUUUAUCAAUGUUAUGCAAUAUAUUCCAAUAAAAACCAAUUAUAGAUUGAUAAAAACAAUUAUUCUAUAUGUUAAUAUACUCCCACAAAAGCCCAUAUUUAACCUUUCUAAAAGUAGCCAACUUUAAUUA